UCUUCUUGCCAAGUCUCUCAGCUACAAUGAGGACUAUUUCCAAAUUCUAACACUUUCUCUCUCUCUCUCAUCGGAGAAGAGGAAGAAGAAGGAGAAGGAGGAGAUGGGGAGCAAUGGCGGUGAUCCUCGUCGCCCUCCUCCGCAGCUCCAUGGAGUGGUCAUCAUCUCCCUCCCCCCUCCCGACGACCCCACCAAGGGCAAGACCAUCACCGCCUUCACUCUCUCCGACUCCGACCCCUCUCCUCUCCACCACCACAACGAUCACCUCCUCACCCUACCUCCACCUCCCCCUCCUCCGCAGCCUCCGUUGCCCCUCCCUCUCUCUCCCAAAAGAGUCAUCGCUUUCCUCUUCGCUACCUCCAUACUCAUCUUGUCCCUUUGGGUCUGCCUCUUCUCCGAUGUGCCUUACCAGCUCCUUAGCAGCGUGGACGAGGAUGGUCGCCGGAGGAAUGAGAGCUCUUCUUUCUUGUUUGAUCUUUAUCCUAAGUUGGGGAAUCGGAGUGGGAGUGUCAUGCCGGAUGUGAAGCUGGGGUUUUUUAGGAUGAAGAAUGGGAAGAGUUCUAAGUUGGGGGCUUCUUCCUCGAAGAACUCUUCUGCUGUUUUCCCUCUCAAAGGGAACAUCUUUCCUGAUGGACAAUAUUAUACAUCUGUUUUUGUUGGGAAUCCACCGAAACCUUAUUUUCUUGAUGUGGAUACUGGGAGUGAUUUAACAUGGAUUCAAUGUGAUGCCCCAUGCACCAGCUGCGCCAAGGGUCCACAUCCGUUGUACAAACCAACCAAAGGGAAAAUAGUUCCAUCAAGGGAUUUGCUAUGCCGGGAAGUGCAAAGUAAUCAGAAUUUUGGAUAUUGUGAUUCUUGCCAUCAGUGUGAUUAUGAGAUAGAAUAUGCAGAUCGUAGUUCUUCCAUGGGUGUCUUAGCCAGGGAUGAUAUGCAUCUUAUAACAGCAAAUAAUGAUCUGGCAAAAUUCAAUUUUGCUUUUGGGUGUGCAUACGAUCAACAAGGGCAACUUCUAGCCUCUCCUGCAAAAACAGAUGGAAUUCUUGGACUGAGCAGCUCUAGAGUCAGCCUUCCUUCUCAGUUGGCAAGUCAAGGAAUUAUCAAUAAUGUCGUGGGUCAUUGUAUCAGUACAGAAGCAGAUCGUGGUGGAUACAUGUUUUUAGGCGAUGACUUUGUACCUCGCUGGGGUAUGACUUGGGUUCCCAAUCUUAGCAGUCGAAGGAAUUACUACCGUGCAGAGGUUAUGAAGAUUAAGUAUGGUCCUCAGCAACUCAAAUUGGGGGCUGGGAGCCGCAAUGUAGGCCAAGUAGUGUUUGACACCGGCAGCUCCUAUACAUACUUCACAAAUGAAGUGUACACCAGUCUUUUGACUACAGUAAGCUCUUGCUAUCAUCAGAAACGCAUUGCAAAUGGUCUAAUCCAAGAUAACUCAGAUUCGACUCUGCCUGUAUGCUGGAGAGCUGAUUUCCCUAUCAGGUCUGUGAAAGAUGUAAAGCAGUUCUUCGAGCCGUUGACCCUCCAAUUUGGGAAGCUAUGGUGGAUGAAGGCCCUGACAUUAACUAUCCCUCCCGAGUCCUAUCUCAUAAUUAGCGAUAAAGGCUAUGUGUGCCUAGGAAUUCUUGAUGGAAGUGAGAUUAUUGAUGGAUCAACUAUUAUAUUAGGAGACAUCUCAUUGCGUGGAAAAUUGCUUGUAUAUGAUAAUGUCGAGCAAAAGAUCGGAUGGACUAACUCAGACUGUGCAAAACCGCAAAAAUCAAGGGGUUUUCCGUUUUUCUUAUAAGAUGUGUUUGUAAUAUGUAGGAUGUGCAGUGUGUAUAGAUAGCAUGUAUUAUUCUUCUAUACUUUUGUGUACCCGAUUUUGCCGAAUUUUGUGUGGUUAUUGUGCUAAGUAUCAUCUAGAUAUCUUUGUGUUAUUCUGACUAAAAAACUAAUAAUGUACAGCUAAGAAAAGAUGAUGGAUGUUAGCUCUUGUGAAGAA
Molecule: messenger RNA, 1975 nt
Organism: Dioscorea cayenensis subsp. rotundata (Guinea yam)
Lineage: Eukaryota; Viridiplantae; Streptophyta; Magnoliopsida; Dioscoreales; Dioscoreaceae
Product: aspartyl protease APCB1
Exons: 9
Coding region: 104-1777 (557 amino acids)
Biological process (GO): proteolysis
Molecular function (GO): aspartic-type endopeptidase activity
Source: RefSeq, a predicted model, not a curated record